GUUUGGUACCAUGGCACAUGAGAUUGGUCACGCUAUGGGAUUCUGGCAUGAACAUGCUCGACCAGACCGUGAUGACCACAUCAAAGUUGUUUACAACCAGAUCUCAAGCACCAAGCAAUCUCAAUUCAGCAAACAGAACUGGGUGAACACCAAAAGUUAUGGGGUUGACUAUGAUGUUGGCUCUGUCAUGCACUACCAUUCAAAGUCAUUUACAAAAGCUGGCCAAUUGACUAUUAAGACCAUAAACCCACUGUAUCAAAGGACUAUUGGACAAAGGGUGGCUCUAUCAUUUGCUGAUGUGAAGGUUGCUAACAUGGCCUACUGCGCAGGCAAGUGCCCUCAGCCUAGCAGCUUACUAAAGCCAUGUCUACAUGGUGGAUACCAGGACCCCAAGGCCUGUGAUAGAUGUAGAUGUCCUGAUGGGUUGGCAGGUACAUACUGUGAUCAAGUUGCUCCUCCAAAGAUUGCUGAGUGUGGUGGAGAGGUUAUAGCUGAGAGUAUGAACACUGUCCAUUCACAGAGUAUAGAAUCUCCAGGAUAUAACUUAGGCCAAUAUGACAAUGGACAAGAGUGCAGCUGGCUUAUAAAGGCCCCAGCCGGUUCAAGGGUAGUGUUGUACUUUGUGGACACAUUCAGAGUGUUUAUAACAGCAUCGUCAAAUGGAAAAUCUUGCUUUCAUUGGGUAGAAGUAAAAUACAAGAACAACAAGGAACAAACUGGACCAAGGUUUUGUGGCUAUUCCACUCCCAGUGAGAGGGUAGAAUCUGAAGGAUCUGAAAUGCUUGUUCUCUUAAGAGCCAACCAUACUGUCUCCCGCUACAAGAGAUUUGGAUUCAAGGCAAGAUUCUAUGCAGAGCCUAUAGACGAAUGUGCCAAUGCUCCAUGUGGUAAUGGUAGUACAUGUAUAGAUGACAUCAAUGACUACACAUGUGAAUGCUUGGAGGGAUUCACUGGAAAGAAUUGUGAUGAGCAAAUAGAAGUAGACAUAUGUGCAGCGAGAUGUCUAAAUGGAGGUACAUGUACUAUAACAGAUAGUGGAGAUGGGUUUGAAUGUACUUGUACACCAGGGUUCACUGGGACAACUUGUGAAAUAGCCAUGCCAACCCCUGCUGCUGAGCUGGAAACAACACCCGGACAGAGAGAUGGCAGAUGUCCUGAGGAAUCUGUUCAAUUGCCAGGAGGAAAAUGUGAAGUUGCUGUGAUAUCAGAGUGGAGUAGCUGGAGUGAGUGCAGCAGUAACUGUGGAGGUUGUGGCUUAAGGUACCGCUCCAGGAGGAUCACUACCAGCCUCUUUGGUAAAGUGAAUACUGAAUCUAAGCCAUGUAACAUACAACGAUGUGCAGAGACGAAUGAUUGUGCAAGUAGGAGAAUAUGUGAUGCAUUCCCACAUACAGAACAAUGUAAAAGGCCGUGUCCAAGGUGCUGCCAGGGGUUCCAUGAAGACUCCAGUGGUAACUGUAUUCUAACCCUUUAGAAUAAUACAAUAUUGACUUUAUACAUGAGACAAUUUAUAAAUAUUAAAUAAAAGUACAAGUUUGCUUCCAACUACCAAAAGAACAGACAAUGGUAUAUGGAUUUUUAUAUUUAAAUACAACUAAUUUCAGUAUUAUGGACUUGGCCUAUCUCAAAAGUAUGCAAUGUUAUGGGAGAGGUGUAUAUAAGUGAU
Molecule: messenger RNA, 1666 nt
Organism: Owenia fusiformis
Lineage: Eukaryota; Metazoa; Annelida; Polychaeta; Sabellida; Oweniidae
Source: the annotation of a GenBank genome assembly